Paramisgurnus dabryanus is the source of this 3405-nucleotide messenger RNA. The record is from RefSeq and is a predicted model, not a curated record. NCBI's taxonomy places the organism in Eukaryota, Metazoa, Chordata, Actinopteri, Cypriniformes, Cobitidae.
AUGCCGGGCAGUGAUCAUCCUGCUCACCUUUACUCUGGGCCCGGAGACGUCUGUACUAGAAGAAAAUACAAAGCUGUCAAAUCCUGUCUGGAGUGUCUGAAUUCUAACUGUUAAAAUCACCUUGAUCAAUAUUUUCAAUUUUUUUUUCAGGUUAAUGGGCACAAUCUGAUGGAUCCAACUAGAGUCAAUGAGAUGAUCUGCCCAAGACAUAUACAAAUUCUGGAAGUUUACUGCCGUACAGACCAGAAAUGCAUUUGUUAUCCAUGUAUGUUGGACGAACAUAGAAAUCAUGAAAUUGUAACAAUUCAAGCAGAGUGGAUUGAGCAGCAGAUGCAUUUGAGAGAAACACAAUUGAAAGUUCAGCAGAGAAUCCAUGAGAGAGAGAAUGAGCUUCAGGAGCUGAGAGGGGCUAUAAGGUCUCAUAGGAGAUCUGCACAAACAGCAGCGGAAAACAGUGUGAGGUUCUUUAAUGAGCUGAUCCGCUCCAUUGAGAGACGUCGCUCUGAGGUUACACAGCUGAUCAGAGAUCAGGAAAACACUGCAGUGAAUCAAGCUGAAGGACUUAUUAGGCAACUAGAGGAGGAGAUUUCUAAUCUAAGGGGGAGAAAUGAUGAGCUUCAGCAGCUUUCAUAUACAAGCAAUCUCAUCCAAUUCCUGCAGAAUUUCCAGUCUCUGUCUGCAGCUCCUGAAUCUAAAGUCUCACACAACAUUACUGACAGCUCUCAGUUCUCUUUUGAUGGUGUGGGAAGAUCUUUCUCUGAGCUGAAAGAAAAAAUAGAGGAUUUAUGUACAGAAGAGAUAGAAAAGAUAUCUGAUAGAGUUUCAAAUAUAACAGUUGUUCGCCCCAAUGUACCCAGGACCAGGAAGGAGUUCUUACAAUAUUUCAGGAAUUUCACUCUGGAUUCAAACACAGUGAAUCAUAACCUCAAUCUGUCUGAUGGGAACAGAGUGGCUACUUACACUAAUACAAACCAACCGUAUCCUAAUCAUCCAGAAAGAUUUGAUUAUUGUCCUCAGGUGUUGUGUAAAGAGAGUGUGACUGGGCGCUGUUACUGGGAGGUUGAGUGGAGUGGGAGUAAUGGUGUAUAUAUAUCAAUGUCAUAUAAGACCAUCAGCAGGAAGAAUUGUGAAAAUGAGUCUUUACUUGGACAAAAUGAUCAGUCCUGUGGAGUCUUCUGCUGCCCCUAUAGUAACUUUCCCUUUCAAAUCCACGUAGCUGAUUUUAGAGCGGGCACUGUAAGUACAGAAUUCUAUCCCAUGGGAAACCCACAUGUGCGCAAUAGUCAAACAAAUAAAGUCCCUGUGUCUUCCAGUUGCCCUAGAAUAGGAGUGUUUGUGGAUCACAGUGCAGGAACUCUGUCCUUCUACAACGUCUCUGACACAAUGCCCAUUAUCACCAGAGUCCCGGCCACAUUCACUCAACCUCUCUAUCCUGGGUUUUAUGUUUUUAAAGGAUCCACAGUAAAGCUGCGUCAUCACACAGAAUAGAUCAUACAGAGAUCAUACAGAUAAUACUGUUAUAUUUAGUAACCUUUGGAAAUGAUUUUACAUUUUGUAAAAAAAACAAGAACUGGUAACAUAAGAUAGUUGGUUUACAUUGAUUUGAUUGUUUAAUUGUAUAGUAGGUGUGUCGAAGUAUAUAUUCCAUGCACAUUGAUUAAAAUUUGGGGGGGCAACCUUUAGCUACUUACAUUACAAGUUAAACUCUUAAAACUGUAUUUAAAGUAAUCGUUUUAGUUAUUUUAACAUUGUGCAGAUAUUAAGUUCAUCAGUGACAUCUGAAAGACCUGUCAUUAAUAGAACCCUUCCUCUGUUCCCUUCUGUGGCCAGGUUUUACCUAUUUUUUUUUUAAGGGGUCAUAUAUGAUGGUUUUAAAAACAAACAUUAUUUUGUGUAUUUGUUGUAACACUGUGUUCAGUGCCGGUUUACCCAUAGAUGGGAUUGUGCUGCAUCAAGGGCUACAGACUGCAACCAAAUGGAGUUUUUGACACAGUGCGGGCAGGUUUUUACAAGUGCUCGCGAAUGUGCGAGCACCUGUGAUAAAAAUACAGAAUUACCACCAAAUUACAUUAACAUUAACACCAUUAAAAGGACACUUCACCCAUUUGCAUUAAGCUUUGUUUAGUUAGAACCCCAGUCAUGUUUUUGAAUUGUCGUGCAUCUUUUCCUCAGUUGCACUGAGGAAUCUGAAAUACAGAUUUCAGUGUUGCACUUCCCUCUUUCAAUGAUGUAAAAAUCAUCAUUUUGCAUCAUUAUUCCAAAGCAGGAAGUCCAAUAUCUUUGUUGAGGGGGUGAGACUACAAACACCCCUUUUCUCGGUCAAAUAGGCACCAAAUUCGAAAUGUAUGUUACAUUUCCACUACAAAUAUGACGCACUUUCAAUAAAGAUUAAUGUUUUUGCAGGUGAAAUGCUCCUUUAACUGUAAUAUUAUAUUAACACCAAAAAGAUUAUGAGAAUAAAGGUUUUAGACAUGAGGUAAAUUGGAUAAAAGAAGAGAAACGUAUAAAGGAUACAAGUAUGUAUAUUGCCAUGCUACUCAUCUUAUUACAAUAUGCAUAUUGUAUAUAACUUAUUGUAUAUGUAUGUAUCUUAUGCCUAGAAUUAGUGAAGAGGAUUGUAUGAUUCUUUGGUUCAUAACUUCCUAUUCUGUAAUUUUAUAAAUUGUGCAUAAUGACAUGUGCAGCAAGUGCAUAAAAUUAAGUCUAUUUAUUAUUUUUCAGUAAUGCAGUUAUUUAGGGGGAAAAAAAUAUGACUAGACUUUAAAAAAAAAUUGUGGGGCGGGUGGCACUUCACAUGUGGUCACCCUAAGGAACUACACUGUGUUGUUUCGGUCCUGUAUGUAUGAGAACACUAUUUUUCACACACCGUACAUUAUUGUAUCUCCUGUCUAUACCCAAUCUUUCUAAAACGCAUUGAUUUGUUACAAAGCAGAGGCACUGAAAGAGAGUUGCUUGAUGAAAUUGCUUUAUGAAACAGCAAUGGCAGAUCAUGGAAGUUCCCAGAAGUUACUUAUGUCUAAGAUCGGAGGUGUCUAUCAACAUUUAGUGAAUGUACACUUAAACAUUGAAUUCUGUUGUCAUAUUAUUGAACCCAUUGUACCACUUGCAAUGAAACAUUUAAUAUGAUGCCAAACAAGACCAGAUUUAGAUUUUCUGUGCAUGUAGAAUGUAGCAUUUCAUAUACAGUUUGCUUUGAGAGAAUGAGGAGAGGGAGAGACGAGAAAGAGAGGGAGAAAGGUUUUAGAUGUUAAUUUAUACAGGAAUUAAAUGUUUUAGAAAAUGGCUCCCUGUGGAUCCAGUCAUUUGGUGUCAGGAUAUGAAAUCUAUCUAUUAUUCUUAUAGUCACUUUUAUUUGAAAUAUAAUAUGUUGUAUCAAAUAUAAUAAAUAAUCAUAAUUUUAAAUAA